AAGGAUGCGGUUUUUUGUUGUUGUUUGAUUGCGUCGUCGCUCCACUCUUUCGUAUAUAAGCGACACUUCCACACGCUCUGUAAGUAAGUUUCAUUGUGAAGUGUUGUCGGAAGCGGGUGCAAAAAAAUGCGAACCAAAUUAUCGCUUUUUCUGCUGUGCUACUGCCACACUGCUCUGGCCACAGUGAGCGUCGCAGAAAAUGCAUCCGUUCCAGCAACGGCACCGUCCGGAUUUGGCUUCGAAAUGUUGCUGGCAAAGUUGGCCUCCCUCGAGUACCAUUUCAUCGAGAAGCAGCUACAGUCCGAGGAAAGGAUCACCACUCUAAGCACGCGCAUCGAUAGUCUCGUAAAGUCGGUGGAAAACUUAGCCUGGAUUGCGCAGCAAACCGCCACAACGGUCACGCUGCUCGGGCUGAGCGACCAGCACGCGCAGCAAAACUUUACCGUCCUGCAGCGCGAUGUUACCGAGCUGCUGGCCAAACAGCACCAUCUCGUAACGAGCGAACAGCUUGGCGAGUAUUUGCUGAAGCGUAACGCAACCUGCAGCAUGGCGCCCGCUUUGCCACCCUGCGGUGAUAAGCAGUCGGCGGUGUAUCCGUCCUGCGGCAAGGUCCCGUUCGCAGCGUCCGGCGUGUACCAGAUACGGCCCGAGUAUCCCUUCAAGGAACCGAUCACGGUGCGGUGCGACCAGGAGUACGAGUCGGGCGGGUGGGUUGUGAUUCAGCAGCGGUUCGACGGUUCGGUCAACUUCUACCGGGCCUGGGACGAGUACUACGAAGGGUUCGGCAAUCUGAACGGCGAGUUUUGGCUGGGCCUGGGGCACAUCCAUCAGCUAACCGAGUCGGCACCGCACGAGCUGGCGAUCCUGCUGGAGGAUUUCGAGGGCAACCGGACGGUGGCCCGGUACGAGCGGUUUGCGAUCGGCAAUGUGGGCCAAAAGUUUGCGCUGCUCGUUAUUGACGGCUACAGCGGUACGGCCGGCGAUUCGUUGAGCGAUUUGAAGGGGAUGCCCUUUACGACGAAAGAUGCGGACCGAGAUGCAUCGAAUGAGAACUGUGCGGUCACGUACACUGGCGCAUGGUGGUAUAGAGCCUGCCAUCAAAGCAACUUGAACGGAAAGUAUUUGCGCGGUGAAACGAAAGAGUUCGCCACGAGCAUGGUUUGGAAAUCGUUCCGUGGGUACCAUUACUCGCUCAAGUCGUCGAAGAUGAUGAUAAGACCGAAAUUAAUGACGUGAUAUGAAUGUUUAUUUAAAAUAAAAGUCAAUUGGCAAACUCUCAGAAAAUAUA
This is a messenger RNA of Anopheles coluzzii, 1288 nucleotides long. RefSeq names its product microfibril-associated glycoprotein 4-like. Bases 127 to 1236 code for a protein of 369 amino acids. The transcript has 2 exons. NCBI's taxonomy places the organism in Eukaryota, Metazoa, Arthropoda, Insecta, Diptera, Culicidae. The record is from RefSeq and is a predicted model, not a curated record.